UUCAUAAAUAUUUAAUCGCAAAUAAAAAAUGUGACAGUUACGUCUGGCAAAAAAUAGAUUUCAUUUAAUGCAGUUUCAUCUGAAUAAAAUUGCAGGUGGCAAGGACGUGGGAAUCGUUAUUGUGCGAGCAAUAAAUACACAUCAGAGUGCAUUUCCAGGCGAUGCGAUUUGCAUUUAUCGCGUCAGUUCUCAAUUGGCACCUGCACGGUUAGAAGCUCUAGCGCUCAUCCAAGAAAAUGACAGAAGUGAGCGAUUUCUUCAGAGGCCGCAGCGUCUUUAUAACUGGAGGAACAGGGUAUGUCGGCAAAGCAGUCGUGGAGAAACUCCUGAGGGCUUGCGCGGACAUCGACACUAUUUAUCUCUUGGUCCGGCCGAAAAAGGGACGAAACCCGCAAGAAAGAUUGGCGCACACCUUUUCUUCUCCUAUUUUUAGUGUCCUCUCAGACAUGCGACCUGGAGCUCUAUCGAAGGUGCAAGCCGUGCUUGGCGACCUGACCCAACCUGACCUGGGCAUUAGUCCUGUGGUGCGGGAUGAACUGCAAAGGAAGGUCUCCGUUGUGAUCCACUCCGGGGCCACUGUGCGCUUCAGCGACUCGAUGAAAACGUGCACGCUGAUCAACGUGCACGGCACUCAAGGAGUCUUGAAUUUGGCCUCCAAGUGGCCCUUGGUGCAGGCUGUCGUGUACAUCUCGACUGCAUUUUGUCCAUUCCCCCAAGAGACGAUCGAGGAGAAGAUCUAUCCCGUGCCUAUCAAACCGGAGCGGUUGAUGCAAUGCGCCGAGUGGAUGUCAGAGGAGCAACUUAAUUGCGUGACCGCAAGUAUUUGCAGUGAUUGGCCGAACCCGUAUAGCUACACUAAAAACACGGCUGAGGUUCUAGUGGAAAGCUAUAAAGAUAAACUGCCCUUAGCCGUCGUCCGACCAUCAAUUGUAAUCUGCACGCAAAAAGAGCCGUUGGAAGGUUUUUGCGACACUUUCGUCGGCGUUGGGGGAAUCAUGUUUGGCGGCGCUAUGGGAAUAGUGAGAGUCAUGCCUGGCAAUUACGACCAACCCUUAGACGUUAUUCCUUUGGACACGCUAGUCAACUCUAUCAUUCUUGCAGCAUACAAAAUUGGCCGAAAUCCUCCAGGUGAAAUAGAGGUUUUCAACGUCAUAACCUCCGCGACUAACCCCAUCAACUACAGGAUGCUCGAAAAAUACGCCCGCCGCGAUUUGUUAACGGACGCUCCUUUUGAGAAUGCGAUAUGGUAUCCGCUCAUGUACUACCUGACCAACAGCAUCCACUUCAAGAUCCUUAGAUUCAUCUUACACACGAUUCCAGCUUUCCUGUUUGACCUCUGUUGUGGCAUUGCUGGAAAGCCAUUUAGGCUUGGCGACAUUUACGACAAGUUGCAUUUGAAUAUGGACGCUGUUUGGCACUUCAUGCUGAAGGACUACAAGUUCAAACACGAAAACUUCACCAAUCUGUACUCCUCCAUGAGCGAAGAGAUAAAGGAAAAAUACCCUUGUAACGUGGAAAUGAUCGAUUGGUCAACUGUGUGUCGCAGUUACAACCUGGGAGCCAGGAAGUACCUCCUGAAACAGGACCCAAGCACAAUUCCUGCAGCGAAACGCAGAAUGAGCAGGCUCUACACGAUUCACUGCAUUUUUAGAUUUGUGAUGAUCUUGAUCUUCUUGCGGAUUUUGUACAGCAUGACCCUUGGUUUGAUGAGCACUCAUGAUUACAUUACUGCCAAUUACUUUGAUUCAUAAAGUUGCAUCUUUUAAUUUAUAUUGCUGUUUUUUAUGGAACCCGGCGCCACUGCGUUAUGUCACGUGUUGUGUGAUAAAUGUUUUUGAUGUU
Molecule: messenger RNA, 1842 nt
Organism: Cloeon dipterum
Lineage: Eukaryota; Metazoa; Arthropoda; Insecta; Ephemeroptera; Baetidae
Product: fatty acyl-CoA reductase 1-like
Exons: 7
Coding region: 237-1751 (504 amino acids)
Biological process (GO): long-chain fatty-acyl-CoA metabolic process
Cellular component (GO): peroxisome
Molecular function (GO): alcohol-forming very long-chain fatty acyl-CoA reductase (NADP+) activity
Source: RefSeq, a predicted model, not a curated record